GAGAGAGAGAGACUACAUAUAAUUCCCGACACUAAGCUGGUGUUCAUAGGCACAGCUGGACAGCUGGAUAACUGGACUGCACUCCCCUGUAUACUUUAUUGGACUAUCAGAGUUCUCACUGUGAGGCCAGCAGGGAUUCACUCAAAUUGAGAGUUUGAGCAAGGAAGCAGGCAACAGACUAACAAUAACGGAACAGCUCCACUUAAGUCCAGAAGCUAAUAUACUGUAGGGAGACGUUAUACUGGUAAUUGUUGAAUAAUAAGAAUACUAGCAAAAAUGGCCGGCCAGCUACAGAAGUUCAUAGCAGAGAAGAAAACCUUGUUAGAGACUGUAAUGGAAGUGUUUGAACAGGGAGCUGAGGUGGUGGCCAGUAUCGCAGGUGACAUCUUCCCUGUUUUCACCAUCGUUGCACCCAUCAUGAAAUUGGCCCUGGACAAUGUGGAGAGCAAGGAAGCUGCGUUCAUGAAGGAGCAGUUCCAGAAAGUUCGUGAACGCCUGGAGGUAGUUUCAGAAGAGAUGCAGCGUAUUAACGAGGAGAUCAAGAAGAGCGGAGCGGACGCUGCCUACUUUUCUGUGGAGGAGAACAUUUCCAACCAGUUCCGUAAGUGCAUGGACAUCCUCAAUGCCAAACCCGAGUUUCAUGAGAAGAAGAAGGAACGUUUCAUGGAGCAUUUUAUCAAAACAGGUGGUGAAAAAAACUUACACACCCUCUAUAGUGCCGUGAUGGGAGACAACUUCUCUAGAGAGUCAGUGUUGGAAAUUAUUUUUAACUAUGAGGAGAAAAGUCGACCCGCAAUGGAAGACUUCUGUGACAGGUUGAAGAAACUGUUUUGCAUAGGCCUCAUCGCUCUGAUGGGCUACAACGCUCUAAAGCACUGCAAUGACAAAGAGAAGCUUCUUCAAGACUGGGGUGAAAAGAUGAAGAAUGUACAGGUGAAAAUGAAUGCUGUCAUUGAGGACUGCAUCACCAGCUUCCCCAAGCAGGCUGAACUAGAUUCUCGGAGGUUGGUUAGGGACCACUCUGACCUGAGCAACCAGCAGCUGGCAGACACCAUUUUGGAGAAGCUGAAAAGAAAGUAUGACUGGGUGUGCUGGUCUGUCCGUAUAUUCAGCUCCCCUUCGGGCCUGUUCUCCAACAAAAAAGACAUCCAGUGCCCCACAGGAAAAAAUCGCUUUCAGGUGCCAGCGACAGACGAGAAGCUGAACAUCAUGGUCUCCUACAGUGCCUCGCCCGAGCCUCUGGACAAGGCCCACAUCCAGCAGCUGAUCCAGGGUCAGAAGAAACUCACCGUAGUGGGUACAGCUGAGCUCCUGUUUGAGCAGUUGCCAGGUCCAUGUGCAGUCCACACGGUCAAGAAUUUCAAAGACCUGGCCUGUGUCUGGAGCUUUGCCGAAGAGCUACACUACUGGGAGGAGCACAAGAACUUCUAUGUUUGUGUUCACUACAAUUGAUUUUUCUUACUUAAAAAUGAAUGAAUAAUUAGCCAUAGCUCCCAAUGUUAUAUUCAGUCCAAUUUGGUUUUUCUACUAAGGCUGACAUUGCCGAGUACUUCCUUUCUUUCUCAGUAGAAAGCUAUACUAAUGAGGAGAAACAUAGGCUAACACUUAUUAUAAGGCAUGAUAAUUACUAAAGACUGGUUUACCUAUUUUAUGUAUCCCCUCUACUAAAAUAGUGUAAAUAAAAUCUAAUUUCUGCUUUACAUUUUCAGAUAAACCACACAUAAUAACUGUGAUAGUCAUUAUCUAUGCCUGAGAAUAUAAAUUAGAAUAUAAAUUAAUGAGAAUAUAAAUUACAUUUUGGGUAUUGAUACAUAUUCUAUAUUGACCAAAUCAUAGAAUCUUUUUGAAGUGUGCAAAUAUAAAAGCCUAACGAUUGAAUUGUCUGUAAACAAUCGCUCAACAUUUUGCAAAACAAGAAUAGCAUUUUUCCUCAUAUUUUAUAUAUACCUAACAAAAAUAUUAACGCAAAAUGCAACAAUUUAUUUGUCAAUGUUUUUAUAUACGGUGCAUUCGGAAAGUUGUCAGAAAUUGCUGUUGUUUUUUCUAUUCAAUACACACUAUUCUGCCCUUGAGUUGCGUUCCCAUGCAAAACUAGACAGAUAGCUCGAGUGCACUGUAGAGGGAGAGAUGUGUUUCUGAGCUACGCUGUUGUAGUUCUCUUUUACCUGGAUGAUGUCAGGGCAAGGGCUCAGAUAGGUUGUGCGACCAUUUUGAAGUAUGUUUGUCCUGAACACGUUAACCUUGUCUGGUCGGUGAGCCGUUCCCAGACAGACCUCACCCACGAUGACCCACCCGAGGUCGAGUCGCUGUGCAUAAGGAGUGUCGUGGGGCCCAUUGAUUUGCUCUCGUACCUUGUGUACCCUUAAGAUGUCUCGUCCUAAGAGCAGGAGGAUGGGAGCGUCUGGGUCCACAGCUGGAAUUUUGUCCAUAACUGGUUGCAGAUGGGGAUGAUGAUACGCAAUGUCGGGGGAGGGAAUCUCCAUCCUAUCGUCUGGCAUCAUAUCACACUCUAUCAGAGUCGGGAGAGUGAGCUGCAUGUGUCCAUCUAUAGACUCCACCAUGAAGUUGACGGCUCUCCUGCCGGAAGUCUCUGUUGCCCCAGAACAGGUCUUCAUGGUGUAUGGAGCAGAGUUGUCAUUGAUGUUAAAGAGAUUGAAAAACUCUGUCUUGGCCAGAGAUUUGUUACUCUAGCACUACAUACAUUUUGACAGCUGUCUCUCUUUUCCCAGCCGGAUAAGCUUUGACUAGGCAUAUUUUUGAACAUGAUCUUGGAUUGACUGCCUCACCACAGAUCUCUGUACACUUUGAGGUGACAGAUAGAAGAGCAUCGUCACCUUGCUCCCCGCCAUGCUCUGUCUCUGCUAUAGCAGUGUCUGUAUUUGAAGGGACUGGGCCUGGAUGCAGAGCAGCAAGAUGUCUGUCACUGUCGCACUCAGAGCACUUGAUUGAAACCUUACAGUUUUUAGCUCGGUGCUGAGUUGACCCACAACAUCGGAAACAAAUGCCAUUGUCUUUGAGAUAUGAUUUGCGCUCAUCUAGAGUUUUGUAUCUAAACCCACAACACUUUUUAAGAGGAUGAGGCUUGUUAUGUAUUGGGCAGGGUUUUCAACCUUUGUCUUACUGGGUUUGGUUUGGUGGUCUGAGGCCUCAGAUGACACAUCUGUCUUGUAUACAGUCACAGGUGUCUUGCUGCUGUACCUGGCAGGUUUCUCACUUUUCAUGGACACCUGGUUAGUUGAGGUGUAGAUGGUGAAGCUGGGGUCAUUUCUAAUUUUCGCCUGGUUCCUGAUGAAUCUCGAGAAGAACGAGAAUGGUGGGAAUGCUACCCGAUAGUCCUCCUUAUAUUUGGAUCCCUGUGCUAUCCAUUUUUCUUGUAAACUGAAUGGAAGUUUCUCUACAAUAGGGCCUGGAAGGUACCCUUCUACUUUAGCACACUCCAGUUCGAGAAGAAUGUCACCUAGUUCUCUUAGUUUGUGAUUGUCUUUGUUGGCCAGUUUUGGAAAAUCAUAAAUUUUCUUCAACAGUGCAUUCUCGAUCACUUCGGGUGUACCAUAGCACUCUUCUAGUCGUUGCCAGACCAUGUUAAGUCCUGCUGUUGCGUUGAAAAUAUGGACAGAUCUAAUUCUGUUUGCUUGCUCAGACGACUCUGCCCCUAGCCACUUGGUAAUUAGAUCUAACUCUUCCCUGGCUGAUAAAUUCAAGUCUCUGGUCGCAUUGAGAAAGGAUGCUUUCCAUGCCCAAUCAUUUUCAGGGCGAUCAUCAAACUUCAGGAGUCCGGAACUCACCAUCUCACGGCGUAGGAGGUACUUGAUGAGGUCUGGUGCCACUUGUGACUCAGGGAAGUUUUGUGUGUGUGUGACUGGAAGUGGGCUUGCUUUCCAUUUCCACCAUGCUGCUGUUCAUUUCUUUUGAACGGAGAGUCUCUGCUCAUGUUCUGUUGUUUGCUACUUUCUUGAUUAUGGCAUGUAGCUGGGUCAACACUAACCUCUUGUUUCUCCACUUCAAAUGGAAGUUCAGCAAAGUAGGGCCUAGCAUGUUGUUGCACAUACUCACAUGUACGUUGACUGGACUUAAGGGCUGUGUCCCUGUGUCUAGUUCUUUGCGAAGCUCUCUGCGUUCUGAUUCUACAGCUUCUUCAAAGGCUGCGGCUUCAGCCAACGCAGCAGCAGCUGCUCUCUCAACUUGGAGAACAUAUAAAGUUGCCUCGAGGUCAGCUUUUUGCUUCAUCACAGAAGCUUCCUUCUCAGCAUAGGGAACUUGUGCACGUGCUGCGUCUGCCUUGACGCGUGCUUUGAAGGCUGCAGAACUCGCCGUUGAGGAUCUGCUUGACUGUUUUGAUGACCUUGAUCUUGUAGAUUGAGACUUGGUCCCAAGGUGCUGAAGAGGUUCUUCCAUCUCUCUCUGUUGAACACCUGGCUCUGGUUGUUGCAUCGUAGACUGCUGGUCUUCCCUAGGAUAAGAGGCUUUGUUGGCUGAUGAACGUAGAAACAUAACCACCAUGUGCAGUUAUUCUUGUGCUUGAGCCCACCAUGAUGAUGUUUUUUCACUAUUCUGCCCUUGAGUUGCGUUCCCAUGCAAAACUAGACAGAUAGCUAACAACUAAGUCUUCAUUAAAACUCCCAAGGCGUGACUUUUCUUGAAUGAAUAUAUUGAAAACGUUUAUGUUGUGAAACUGCAAAAUACAGAGAAGAAUAUACUUUAGUAUUCAAUUCACACCGACAUACUGUAGCUGCACAUUAUACAUUUGAAGUUGCAUAAAUACAAAGCACGUGCCAAGGUACCAUGCAUCUGGCAUGAUGCCAAACUAUAUAGCUAAUUUUUACUCAUAUGGUAAUUGGCUCCUUUUAUUACUCUAAUAAUGUACAACCAUUUAUGUAGAAUAACAAAGCACAUCACACUAGGAACAGUAACAAAACUACAGUAUUGUAUAUUUUACAAUUCGUUUGCAUGACGCACGAGCAAAGUAAUACAGCUAACGACAUACAUGAAAGGCAUUGCAAUUUGUGAGUAAAUGCAACCAACAUUGAUAUGUAAGCAACUCUAUCAAUAACAAGAUUAUCAUCAUUAGCUAAAUGCUUGAAUCGAACUUACAAACAAAUAUUUUCCAAGGCUGAAGCGUGACAAGAAAUAACUACACUGAAAGACCUGCACCGUAGUGUUGUUUGUAGCUGCUUCUAUGCGUGCAGAACAAAUUCUCUGCUUCCUGUUUGCGUAGUCUUUCUAAGUACCAGAAACAUCCACUAGGGGGCAAAUAACACCAUUGAACACAAUGAAAAUCCAAUUUAACCAUUGUAAUAGAAUAAUCUGUUACCUUCUAACAGGUUGGCAGCACACACACACAAUACCCCAUAAUGACAAAGCAAAAACAGGUUUUUAGAAAUCUUUGCAAAUUUAUGAAGAAAAAAACUGAAACAUCAAAUGUACAUAACUUUUCAGACCCUUUACUUAGUACUUUGUUGAAGCACCUUUGGCAGCGAUUACAACCUCAAGUCUUCUUAGCUACAAGCUCGGCAUGCCUGUAUUUGGGGAGUUUCUCCCAUUCUUCUCUGCAGAUAUGUCAGGAUGGAUGGGGAGCGUCACAGCACAGCUAUUUUCAGGUCUAUCCAGAGAUGUUAGAUCGGGUUCAAGUCCGAGCUCUGGCUGGGCCACUCAAGGACAUUCGGAGACUUUUCUUUUUACCCCAGUCUGAGCUCUAGAGCAGGUUAUCAUUAAGAAUCUCUCUGUACUUUGCUCCUUUCCCUCAGCCCCUACUAGUCUCCCAGUCUCUGCCUCUGAAAAACAUCCCCACAACAUGAUGCUGCCACCAUGCUUCACCAUAGGGAUCAUGCCAGGUUUCCUCCAUGACGCAUUAAGGCCAAACAGUUCAAUCUUGGUUUCUCAUGGUCUGAGAGUCCUUAGGUGCCGUUUGGCAAAUUCCAAGCGGGCUGUCAUGUGCCUUUCACUGAGUAGUGGCUUCUGUCUGGCCACUAUACAAUAAAGGCCUAAUUGGUGGAUUACUGCAGAGAUGGUUGUCCUUCUGGAAGGUUCUCCCAUCUCCACCAAGGAACUCUGGAGCUCUGUCAGAGUGACCAUUGGGUUCUUGGUCACCUCCCUGACCAAGGCCUUUCUCCCCCGAUUUCUCAGUUUGGCUAGGCAGCCAGCUCCAGGAAGAGUCUUGGUGGUUCCAAACUUCUUACAUUUAAGUAUGAUGGAGGACACUGUGUUCUUUGGGACCCUUAAUGCUGCAGAAAUGUUUUGGUACCCUUCCCCAGAUCUGUGCCUCGACACAAUCCUUUCUCUGAGUUCUAUGGACAAUUCCUUUGACCUCAUGGCUUGGUUUUUGCACUGACGUGCACAGCCAACUGAGGGACCUUAUAUAGACAGGUGUGUGCCUUUACAAAUCAUGUCCAAUCAAUUGAAUUUACCACAGGUGAAUUACAAUCAAGUUGUAGAAACAUCUCAAGAAUGAUUAAUGGAAACAGGAUGCACCUGAGCUCAAUUUUGAGUCUUUUAGCGAAGGGUGUGAAUACCUAUGUAAAUAAGGUAUUUCCGUUUUUUUUCUCCAAAAAUGCCUAAAAACCUGUUUUCGCUUUGUCAUUAUGGGAUAUUGUGUGUAGAUUGAUGAGAAUUGUCUUAUUUACCCUGAUUUGAAAUAAGGUUUAACAUAAUAAAAUGUGGGAAAAGUCAAGGUGUCUGAAUACUUUCCCAAAUGCGCUGUAUAUCCAGGAAACUGUAUCCAUUUCUGUUGGCCGACCUAGGAUGCAAACUCACACUAGACUUUGCACUCUCAAAUCUACACUGAGUGUUGAAAAACAGUGGACUGACUAGCUGAAUCCAGGUGAUAGCUUUGAUCCCUUAUUGAUCUCUUAUUUUAUUAUAAUAUAUAUAUUUAUCAAUAAUCAUUAAAGUGUAGCUGAGGGUCAAACUGACCAACUGACUCCACUACACACACUUCCUGUGAUGACAAACAAAUGCAAUUACAUAGCUCAAUACCACGUUUACAGUUGAUCUUUUUUCAUUUCUAUUGUCUGGAUAACAACAAUUUUACCUCUGAAGUAACAAGCUGUACAAAACAAAUCCCAUCCAUUGUUUAUUCAUUAUUUUAUAGAAACAAUAUGUUCCUCCGGCCUUAUUUUUGAAAAGCUCCCAACCGCCAAGGCCACCAACACUCCAAGAUUCAGGAGAGCUGCCCCUCAACCAUCCGAUGUAACAGCAUUGCCCCUCAGUGUCAUUCAAACAUACUUUUUUGUUGUUUAUUUUGACUUUAUUUUUGACUUUUAUCUUUGACCAUCAUUCUAUCCCCCGCCCAGCAACUCCACUCCCACUUGUCUCCAGAUCCACAUCGAAACCCUCAGCUUCCCUCAGCCCAUCCCACCUACUGUAUCUCUGCUGGCCACCCUCAUCUGAUUUCUACGCACCAUAUAUCUUAUAACUAUGCUGUGAUGUUUAACAUACAAUCUAUCUAAUCAAAUAAAAUUCACAGAUCGCGAGUUGAAUGAGUAUUUCUGUCUGUAAUAACGCCAUUUUGAUUUGGUUAGGGCCUAAUGAAUCUAUAUAAAUUGACUGCUUUCCUUGUAUGAACUAUAACUCAGUAAAAUCUUUGAAAUUGUU
Oncorhynchus kisutch (coho salmon) is the source of this 7590-nucleotide messenger RNA. Its product is annotated as protein rapunzel-like. The transcript is spliced from 3 exons. NCBI's taxonomy places the organism in Eukaryota, Metazoa, Chordata, Actinopteri, Salmoniformes, Salmonidae. The coding region runs from base 277 to 1452 and encodes 391 amino acids. The record is from RefSeq and is a predicted model, not a curated record.